Molecule: messenger RNA, 783 nt
Organism: Debaryomyces tyrocola
Lineage: Eukaryota; Fungi; Ascomycota; Pichiomycetes; Serinales; Debaryomycetaceae
Source: the annotation of a GenBank genome assembly
AUGACAGUAACUAAGAAAAUAUUAUGUUUGCCCGGGUACUUGCAGAGUGGAAAGGUAUUCGCUGAAAAGUCAUCAGGACUUCGUAAACUUCUUACGAAGAAGCUUAACCUCCAGUUGGAUUACGUAAAUCCGCCCAUCAUAAUUAAGAACAAAGAGGACUUACCAUUUACAAUAGCUGAAGAGCUGCAAGAUGCGGACCAAAAAUGGAAAUCUAUAAUUGACCAGGAUUGUAAUAGAUGCUGGUGGCAACAUCACGAUCCAAAUGUGUAUGAAGGUUUUGAUGAAUCAUUGAAAUUUUUAGUAGAAUAUAUUAAGACAAAUGGUCCUUAUGAUGGCAUAAUAGGAUUUUCACAGGGUGCGGCUAUGAGUGCAAUUAUAACCAAUGUAAUAAGCGAGUUACUUCCUAAUCAUAAAAGCUUUCAAAUUGCGGUCUUUUUCUCUGGGUUUGCAUUUACUGAGCCAGUUGACCCAUCCAAGGACAAGUUAAAUUUAAACUACCAAAUCGACGAUAUAAACGAAUAUAAGGCUAAGGUAAAGAUAAUUAACAGUUAUGAGAGAUAUUAUAAUAAUAUGGAUUCAAAUACUAAAAUCCUUAACAUACAUGGCUCUAAAGAUAUGACCGUUCCCGGUAUUCGGUCGCAGUAUUUGUCAACAACUUUCAACAAUGAGAAUUUGACAGAAUAUAUACACGAAGGAGGGCAUUUCAUACCAAAUAAGAAGCAAUUUCUUUCUCCAAUCAUUGAAGAUUUUAGAGAAAUAUUCGAUAUUAAAUCAAAUUUAUAA